Molecule: messenger RNA, 1737 nt
Organism: Penicillium subrubescens
Lineage: Eukaryota; Fungi; Ascomycota; Eurotiomycetes; Eurotiales; Aspergillaceae
Product: putative triacylglycerol lipase (LipA)
Exons: 9
Source: RefSeq, a predicted model, not a curated record
ACAACCAAAAUGCUCCGCCCAGCUCUGUGGCUAACCUUAGCCACGGCAGUAUCCUCAACUCCACUAUCCCAUAGUGGAGCCGCAGUCUCAUCACACCCACCAACAGCGACACUAUCCCCAAGUAAAGGACCCCCCAAAACCGUAUUCGUGGGCCGCACACUCCCCGAAUUUGACCAAGACCUUUUCCUAGGCAUCAAGUAUGCCGACGAACCAGCUCGAUUCACGGCCGCAGAAUUGAAGUCGCAUUACACUUCGAAUGAUAGUAAUUCUGGUGUCUAUGAUCUCUCUACGGCCGGUGUGUCGUCUCACGGCAACGCUGUCUAUUACAAUGCUACCGAAUAUGGAUAUGAUUGUCCUGGCUACGGGUCUGAUACCACUAAAUUGGUGAAUAUGGGAUUGAUUCGGUCGAGUGAGGAUUGUUUGAAUCUUAAUGUGAUUAGGCCUCAGAAUGUCGGGGAGGAGGGGUUGCCCGUUAUGUUGUGGAUUUUUGGAGGUGGGUGGUCGCAGGGUGCUACUGCGGAUCCCAGAUAUAACAUGAGUUAUGUGGUUCAGCAGAGUGCGUUGAACGGCAAGCCUGUGCUGGGAGUCUCGAUUAAUUACCGCUUGUCGGCGUUUGGUUUCCUGGACUCGGAGGAAGUGAGGGCGGAGGGAAAUACCAAUCUUGCUCUUCGAGAUCAGCGGACUGCUAUGCGCUGGGUGAAGAAGCAUAUCAAGGCAUUCGGUGGAGACCCAGAUCGAGUCACGAUCUGGGGUGAGUCGGCGGGAGCAUACAGCGUGGGUGCGCACCUUGUCACCAGCAACGGAGAUAACGAGGGUCUCUUUAGAGCUGCAAUUAUGGAGUCCGGAAAUGCAGUUGGACCGCCCUACAACGGCACUGAAUGGCACCAGCCAAUGUACAAUCGGAUUGUCCAAAGAACAGGAUGCACCAAUGCAACAAACACUCUCCAAUGUCUUCGAGACCUACCAUACCAGACUUUCUACAACAACGCCUAUGAAGGACUAGAGUGGUUCGCCACAGUCGACAACAACUUCAUCUCGCAGUAUCCCCAGAUCAGCUACCGCGAAGGCAAAUUCGCCAAAGUCCCCAUCCUCCUAGGCACAAACACAGACGAAGGAACCAGUUUCGGGACAACAGGCACAAAUACAGAUGAAGAUUGCAUUGCCCAGUUAAUCUCCUCCAAGCGCUGGGUCCUCACCCGCGACGAAGCCACCCAGCUCCUCUCAUACUACCCCAACAUCUCAUCCCUCGGCUGUCCCUAUGGCUGGGGCAAUGUGACCUGGCCGGAGAAAGGUCUUCAAUAUAAACGCUACGAAUCUAUGGCCGGUGAUAUCACCAUGGUAGCGCCCCGUCGGAUGUUGGCACAAGCCAUGUCCCGAUUCGAGGACCACGUUUAUUCGUACCGGUGGGAUGUUGCUGCACUGAAUACUUCGACGACGAUUGGAGUGCAGCAUUUUGCUGAGAUUCCCUUCGUCUUCGCAAACCCAGUUCAGAAUAUUACGGCUCUGGGAUCUGAUCCUGCGCGGCUGGAACUCGGACAACUGGCGGCUCGCAUGUGGACGUCUUUUGUUACUGAUUUGAAUCCUAAUGGACAUGGAGUACCGCACAUCCCUCAAUGGCCUCGCUAUUCCUCUAAACCUUCAAACUUUGUUUUCCGUCUUUCUCGGAAUGAGAGCUACGUGGAAGCCGAUAGCUAUCGAGCGUCCGGGAUGGCAUAUAUCAAUAGUAUUGCGCGAUAA